This is a messenger RNA of Arabis nemorensis, 393 nucleotides long. The record is from the annotation of a GenBank genome assembly. NCBI's taxonomy places the organism in Eukaryota, Viridiplantae, Streptophyta, Magnoliopsida, Brassicales, Brassicaceae.
AUGGAUUCGUUAGAACAAGGAAGAGAGACCAAACGAAGAAGAUGCAUGGAGAAGAAGAGACCCUUUAUAAUCACAAUCAAACAAGCUUGGAAGUAUUCGCCUACGAAGAUUCAGAUCCCCAACGAUAUCUUCGAAGAAAUUCUGAUGAAACUUUUCAUUAAGACAGUGACAUUGGAGGAGGAGACAGCUUCUUUAGAACACACACGGCCACAUAAUUUCAAAGGGGAAUUUCUCGAGGUUUCCGAGAGCUCCGACGGUCUUGUCUGCAUCCACGACACGUCAAUACCGGUCAGAGUCAUGAAUCCUGCCACUGGUGUGUCCAUAUCACUCCCUCUAGCUAAUAUUCAGCAACUUCUUAUUGAUCAUCCCCACCCGGCUCUUCAGCUAACCUAA